UCCAGAGUCUGCACCUGGAAAUAGCUAGCUAAUCCCCCACAACCCGCACCCGAAUCUGCUAGAACUAUAUUUUUUUCAAUCCCAGUACCAAAUAUUCUAUCCUAUUUAGCACUCCCCUUCUUCCUCCUCGUCUCAUCUCAUCUCAUCUCCCCCACCGAACCACAACAUACCACACCAGAAAUCUUGCUAUGAACUCGAUAUUGCUGCAAUGGAACCGCCGAUAGAGGUCUAGCUAGCGGCUGGAAGAUUCGGAUCAGCUUGCCGUAGGGGCCGGAAAACCCGAUUGAGCUAGUUUAAUUAAGAAGGUUCAACACAGAAAAGAAUGGUCCAUCUUUUGCAAUGCAGUGGCAGUAGCCACAUGCCGUUGCCUCUGUUCUUCCUCUCGGUCCUCCUUCUCCUCCCCUCCGUGGAGUCAGCACAUUCAGAUGCCGGGAGGUUGCCACUGAUGUUACUAGAGAUUGGCAGCAGUAAGGAGGAGGAGGGGGGACGCAGAGGGGAGAUGAUGAAGAUGGAGCGGAGGGGCCUGAUCGGAUCAAGGCCACCAAGGUGUGAGAGGGUGUGCAUGUCUUGUGGCCACUGCGAGGCAGUGCAGGUGCCCAUAGUGCCACAAGAUCACAAGCAGAGAGCUGGCCGAGAACACCAUGAUGCGGCGAGUGACAUCGGUGCAGCGAUGCUCGCCGCCUACAGGGUCAAUGGUGGCAUCUCCGACUACAAACCUCUGAGCUGGAAGUGUAGGUGUGGAGGCAUGAUACUUGAUCCAUGAAGUAUUCAACAGUCUCAACUUCUCAGCUCAACAAUCAGGAUCACUUCAAUUGUGCAAAUAUGUAUAGAGAUGCCCUGAAUUUUUUCCCACUUUUUCUUUCUUUUUCUUCUCCUUUUCAAGUUUCCUCCAGACCAGAGGUUCAAGAGGGAGAAUGAGCUGCAAAUUUCUUGUACAUUUAGGAAGCAUUUUUGUCCACAAAAUAUAAUCACUGAAUGUACCAUGA
Messenger RNA from Aegilops tauschii subsp. strangulata, 986 nucleotides. Its product is annotated as EPIDERMAL PATTERNING FACTOR-like protein 2. The record is from RefSeq and is a predicted model, not a curated record. NCBI's taxonomy places the organism in Eukaryota, Viridiplantae, Streptophyta, Magnoliopsida, Poales, Poaceae. Gene Ontology annotation, biological process: guard cell differentiation; stomatal complex development.